Messenger RNA from Manduca sexta (tobacco hornworm), 489 nucleotides. RefSeq lists its product as uncharacterized. The record is from RefSeq and is a predicted model, not a curated record. The transcript has 2 exons. NCBI's taxonomy places the organism in Eukaryota, Metazoa, Arthropoda, Insecta, Lepidoptera, Sphingidae. Bases 127 to 489 code for a protein of 120 amino acids.
AGGUGGCGAACAAAGGCUAAUCAACCUUGUCACAAGAAACAAUAAAAAAUAAACAAUGCGAUAAUUAGGUGCCAAUAAUAGACGAAUGAAAGAUGUUGACAUUGAAAAAUUGUAAAGCGAAGCAAUAUGACGGGAUGGCAACUGGCCUUAGUACAAGUGGUACUCAUAAAAAUAACCACACAAUCAAUUGCUGGCGUGACAUACAUGGAUCAUUUCGAUUUCGAGGAGAGAUAUCGUGACGUCUACGAAUGCGAUCCGUUUUACUGGCAUCCACUGCAUCUACCCGAUCACUGCGCCGAAAUGUACGAGAAAUUAAUAAGAACCAAAAUAGCAUCGCGAGCACCUGUCAGGAUCGUCAAGGAAAGAGAUGUUGUGUACAAUCUAAAUUAUCCGUUCAUAAAUGCUGAAAUAAUACCAGAAUAUUCUGCUCUGACGUAUUCUGAACUUACACCGUAUGAAAAGAUGUUUGCGUAUCUAAAAGGGAUAUAA